AUGGCCACUGAUCCAGACGGAGACUCCCAGAUGGCCUCUUCUCCCGAAUCCUCCCACAUGCACUCCGAAGACUCCCCAGUCGGAUCUCGUACCCCUACCAACAUUCGUAGCGCCACCUCCCAGUUCCCAGGCACCUCGGAGCUCUCUCCGCCCGGAUCGCAGACACAAUCUGUAUCAGCUGAUGUUGGGGGGCUCGCCGGACUGGGCAAUACCAAUGCAUCUGGAGGCUCCGCGGAGACGACAUCCGCUCAACAGCAGCAGCAACCGGGGGCAUCGUGGAAUAACAAACGGGCGGAGGAGGAGUAUCACCGAGCGAUGGAAUUCGUGAUUGAUCAGGACUUUAACCUUGGUGGGUUCUACCUUGCCUUUCUAUUUGACGAGUUCGGGGACCCAUUUGAUGACAGGGAUAUGGAGGAGAAAUUAUUCUAG
Aspergillus bombycis is the source of this 429-nucleotide messenger RNA. RefSeq lists its product as uncharacterized. NCBI's taxonomy places the organism in Eukaryota, Fungi, Ascomycota, Eurotiomycetes, Eurotiales, Aspergillaceae. The transcript is spliced from 3 exons. The record is from RefSeq and is a predicted model, not a curated record. Bases 1 to 429 code for a protein of 142 amino acids.